Siniperca chuatsi (mandarin fish) is the source of this 2548-nucleotide messenger RNA. It is a transcript of the gene lnpka, whose product is annotated as limb and neural patterns a. The transcript has 12 exons. Gene Ontology annotation, cellular component: endoplasmic reticulum tubular network. The record is from RefSeq and is a predicted model, not a curated record. NCBI's taxonomy places the organism in Eukaryota, Metazoa, Chordata, Actinopteri, Centrarchiformes, Sinipercidae. Bases 553 to 1812 code for a protein of 419 amino acids. Gene Ontology annotation, biological process: endoplasmic reticulum tubular network organization.
GCUGUUGGAACCGGACAACUCAUCUGCCAAGGUGGAGAGGUUAUCUGUGAGAGAAAAUCAGAGGAGGGUCCCAGUACCAGAAUAUCCUACACUCCCUCAUUAUCAACAUGGGGGCUGUUAUCUCACGGUGGAAGGUUUUUAUCAAGCCUUUACUGAUUAUGUCUUUCUACUUUAUGCUGCUCUAAUACAAAUUACGUAACUGCUCAUUAGUUGGCAAUAUUUUUGCUUUGUCCAUGUUUAGUUGUAAUGUUUUAACUUUAGAUUUAAUACGAUUUCAGUUUUGAAGCACAUGUAGGACUUUUACAAAUAAUUCUACCACACCAUACUUAAAGCGCAGAUAGGGGUCAUAUGCUUAGAUAGAUCUACAUAAAUUAUCACAAUUCAGAUGUUAAUGCUAAUGCUCCUCCUGGCAUAUUGGCAUGCACAGGCUAACUGAAAUCUAUCACAACAAUGGAAGAACACACACGUGAUACAUACACAAAAUGUGCAGAAGUGGGAAGCUGAAACAGGAAGUUUCCAGAUCCUUUCAAGAAGUUGCUUGCACAGUUAGCAAUGUUGUUAUGGCAAAUGUCAUCAUUUCUUCUCUCUGACAGGGAUUUCAAAAUGUUUGCGUUACAGGCUAAACCAUCCACUGUGGAGAUUUUGGAAGGAAUCGAUAAGGAUAUACAGAUUCUUGAAGAAUACAGUGAGAAGUAUCAAAGGCAGUUGAAGAUAUGGGUCGGGCGACUGCUUCUGUACUCGUCUCUUCUCUACCUGAUCACAUGUAUAGUUGUGUAUUUCUGGUACCUGCCUGAACAGUUGAUGGGACGGCUCAUAUUGUCUCUUCCCUUCCUAAUAUUUCCAUUAUUAGUUUGGUUACUUCGAAAAAUGCUUAUAAUUAUUUUUUCGCGAAGAACUGAAAAAAAUAAUGACAAAUUAGAGGAUCUUAAAGCACAAAAAAGGAAAAUACUUGAAGAAGUAAUGGAAACUGAGACAUAUAAAAAUGCUAAAAUGAUUCUGGAGAGAUUUGAUCCUGAUUCCAAGAAAAAAAUUGAGCUUGAAUGUACUCCAGUUGGACCUCAGAUGACUCCAAAACCAGGACAAGACCUCCGCCAUCGCAAUGUCAUCCCAAAGACCCCCUCAGUGGUGGUGACUCCUGCAAGCGGAGCUGCUGCCCGCCCUCCUCUUGCCUCUGGGCCCACCUAUCCUGGACGAGCUUCCCACUCUGCUCCAGGUGGACCCCCAGAGAGGAGCCUGUCGGCUAUAGCUGCUCAGCAGAGUUUGAUGAGGAAGCCUGCAACCCCUGGAACACCUGUUCCAGGAAUCGGGAUGCACCCCCCAGGCCCGCCCCUUGCCAGACCCGUGCUCCCAAGGGAAAGAGGCGCUAUGGACAGAGUCAUUGAGUAUCUUGUUGGAGAUGGCCCUCAGAACAGAUACGCUCUCAUAUGUCAGCAGUGUCUGUCCCAUAACGGCAUGGCAUUGAAAGAGGAAUUUGAAUAUGUUGCUUUCCGAUGUGCGUAUUGUUAUUUCUUGAACCCUGCAAGAAAGACCAGGCCUCAGGCACCCAGACUCCCCGAGGUCACUGGCGAACUGAAGAUGUCACCUGAGGCACCCUUACUGUCGUCUGGUGCUGACGUAGAUGAUGACCGAUCUGUUUUAGAGAAAACCAAGCUUGCUGAUGUCUCUGCUGAUACAGACACCCAAGAGCCAGGCACAUCAACAACCACAGAGCCCAGUCCUACGUCAGACAGCCAAAGCACCUCAGAGUCACAAGAUCUGCCCUCGGAGAAAUCUGACGGAGAGCAAGAUUUGUCUGCCAUGGAAGUGGAAUAAAACAGUGGAGUAGUGAUUUCAACGCAAGUCAGGAUGGAACUUUAUUUUUUUUCUUUGAAGAAAUGUCAUAACCGAUAACUUUUAAGUAAAUGCCGCAAGUUGGAUUAACACAGUAACUUAAGUCCGCAGUUGAUGUGAUUUUCAACUUAUAGUACAGAAUGUCAUUUCUUUUGAGAAUUGCUUUUAUAGUUCUAGCAAUAGUAAUGAAUUAAAUAUAAAAUCGCAUAGCACUAGCAUUUGGUAGCAACCGCCAAACAAACCACCUUCCCAGUACGAUUACAUAUCCAGCCCUGGAUGACUGAAUUUCUAACAAGUUUUUAUCUGGCUUAAUUGGAAACUGCGUGAACAAAACAGGAAAUAUUUUGUGGGAAAAUACAUUUUUAUUUAUGGGAUAUUAUUUAAACAUAUUUUUCUAUAAUGCCGUGCCUUUCAUGACAGUGUUGAAUAGGGUGCUCUGCAUCACGGUAGUGCUAACAUGUUUACACAACCAUGGUACCAUAAUAGGAAUGAACAUACAGUCUGUAUUUAUUGCUAAAAUGGAGGAAAAGAUUGUCAGUACUGUGCACCUGCCCUAAGUGCCUCUUUCAUUUUAAGUCUCUGCUUCAGAGUAUUGUCGAUAAAACCUAUUUACAUAUAGACAAUAAAGUUAUUUGACUGUUUAUAGACAGUAUGUGUUUGCUGAAUGUCUGAAUCCCUGUUCUGUAUACAUAAUACUAAAUAAACUUGUGAGAACAUC